Molecule: messenger RNA, 2541 nt
Organism: Clunio marinus
Lineage: Eukaryota; Metazoa; Arthropoda; Insecta; Diptera; Chironomidae
Source: the annotation of a GenBank genome assembly
GGAAAAAAGUUGUGUUUUUAAUAACAAUCCGCCUCGCAUAAAAAGUAUUUAUUUGAAAACGGCCAUUCUUAUCGCUAUUUGAAGCUAUAUUAAAGUGCUGUUGAUUCAUUGAAAUGGUAACAAUCAAUGAAUGAUUGAUUUACUCAUUAAAAAUAAAGAAUUUUAGUGAACCCGGUAUUUAAAAUAUUUUAAACCUAAACAUUAAAGUCAUGUUGGUUUCCUCUCAAGAACGAAAGCGCACUGACACACCAGCAAUACUUGUUUGCAUCAUCUUUGUCGUCGUUUUGUUUGGUGUUAUUACUUACACAUUCUUUAAUGGAACCAUUUAUCGAUUCAUAUAUGGCUAUGAUGAUUGUGGAAACGUCUGCGGACUUAAAAAUGAUGGAAAUCCGUUUAAAAGCUGCGGUAACACUGACAAGACGUUAUUGCCAUAUACUUUGUUGAACGCCACACAAAAUACUCAAGCACCAAGCAAAUUUACUACUGAGUCUUCAUGUGUUAAGAGUUGUAAAGAUUUUCCCGGGUACAUUGAAGUAGCAAAUCGAUGUCUGCUGAAAGGAUCGGAAGAUCAAAUCGAGGAAAACUUCUUUGAAAAAGUUGCUGAAGAUUUCCGCACUUCUUGGUUCCAUAUUCUGAUAUCAGUCGUCGUUGCCAUGGUCUUUUCCUACAUCUUGCUAAUACUCUUCCGUUAUGCAACUAAAUACGUCAUUUGGAUUAUUUACAUCGGAAUUGUUAUUCUUAUCUCAAUUUUCUCAAUUCUCGCCUUAGUAAUGUUCUUCGUUAUGAAAUCAAAAGGAGGGAAAGAAGAGGAAUCAGCUUACACUUUUCUCAUUGUGUCAGUUAUUUGUGCUAUUGUCGCAUUGAUAUUUGGAGUCAUGCUUUACUUUUUCCGGAAAAGAAUCAAACUCGUCAUUCAAUUAUUCAAGGAAGCAUCCAAAGCCCUUUCCGAUGUUCCAUUAAUUGUCGUUGAACCUUUAUUAACUUUCAUCGCACUUUUAUUCACAUUCAUUCUCUUCAUUUACUUUACAUUAAUUAUUCAAAGUUCGGGAACACCAAAAAAUAUUAAAAAUGCUGAAGGAUAUGAGAAAGUUAUGUUUGAAAAAGAUUUUGUAAUGGAAGCUGCUUUCUACAUCAACUUUAUUGCUUUCUUUUGGUUCGCUUCUUUCAUUUUGGGAUGUCAACAUUUCAUCAUUGCAAGCACAGUUUGUCAAUGGUUCUUCACACGUGCAAAAACCGAAUUAAACUCACCGAUCAAAAGAGCUUUCAGUCAUCUUCUUAAUUUCCACAUUGGCUCUGUUUGUUUGGGAUCAAUCAUCAUAACAAUCGCUAGGAUUAUUCGUAUGAUUCUUGAAAGUAUCAUUAAUUCUGCAAAAAAAUCUGAAAAUGCUGUGGCAAAAAUUGCUGCGUUAUGUUUCAGCUUCAUUAUGGAACAAUUGGAACAAUUUCUUCAAUAUCUCGUUCGUAACGGUUACAUCAUUGUCGCAUUAGAUGGAACACCAUUGUUUGAUUCAGGAAAGAAAGCUUUUGAGUUGAUGAAAAAGAAUCUCGUCGAUGUUGUCGCAUUGAAUCAAAUUGGAGAUUUUGUUUUGGUUUUGGGACGUCUUUUUGUUGUAUUGAUAAGCGGCUUUGUAUGCUUCGAAUUGACAAUGGAACUUAAUUAUCCUUGGAUUCCAAUAACAUUGGCCGUCAUCUUCUCUUUCCUCGUCGUUCAUUGCUUCAUGACUGUUUUCGAGAUGACUCUCGACACUAUUUUCAUCUGCUUCUGUGAAGAUUGUGAACUCAAUGAUGGAAUGACACGACCAUUCUUCAUGUCACGUGAAAUGAUGGAAGUAAUGAUUGAAUUAAAAUCUGCAGCUGGCGGUGAAUUUGAUUUCCUCAAAAAGGAUGACGCCGAAGGUGGAAACGUUCGUCCUUUGAUUCCACAAAAUUUCAAAUUCAGUGACUAAUUACGAUGAAUAUCAUCAAAGCUAUAUAAGUUAAGUAACGAAACGAAUGUAGACGCGAGACAUUUCUCCUUGAAUCUAUUUAUGAACCUUCAAUGCGUUUUCCAAUGUAUCUGUUUUGACAAUCUCAACAUAAAAUUUUAUUAAUCCUGAUUUUUCUUUCGUAGGAUUUUGUCCUUUGAUCCACUAAGUAAAUCUUUGAGGUUUCCUCUACUUGUAUAAUAAGCAUUGAUUUUAUGCUUCUUCAGGGCUUUUUCCAUGUUAUAAGACACAAAAUGGAAUAAGGGAAACUUUAACAAAGCAUUUUGUUUUUUGCCAUUCUUCAUGCUAACUUUUUUCCUUUAUUUUCAAAAUGUGUUUAUUAUAAAUACUUCAAGUAUCUACAUUCGUUUCGUUAAUUAUCUACCUAUAUAGUUGUAACACUUUUUACGUGCUUAAAAAUCAAAGCUUUGCUUUUAUAAUUUAACUGCUAAUCUCAUGUCAAUAAUAAGAAUGAGCUUUAAUAUAAUACUUAUAAUGUGCCCUUCACUCUAUUGAAAAAAUGCCUAAACCAUAUUUACACUCACUUGUAUUAAUAAUAAUAAAAAGUAAGAAUCUC